This is a messenger RNA of Aspergillus aculeatus ATCC 16872, 1808 nucleotides long. RefSeq lists its product as uncharacterized. Gene Ontology annotation, biological process: protein peptidyl-prolyl isomerization. Lineage: Eukaryota; Fungi; Ascomycota; Eurotiomycetes; Eurotiales; Aspergillaceae. Gene Ontology annotation, cellular component: nucleus. The transcript is spliced from 4 exons. The record is from RefSeq and is a predicted model, not a curated record. The coding region runs from base 150 to 1523 and encodes 457 amino acids. Gene Ontology annotation, molecular function: peptidyl-prolyl cis-trans isomerase activity; RNA binding.
CCCCCCCCUCCCCAGGCCUUCCUGGUUCUUCUCUUCAUUCGGAUCACUUGCAUCUUCUCCCCUUUGGUUCUUUUUCACCCUCUUUUUCUGUUUUUGUCUUACGCACCGUCGAUCCUCGCGAAAUCACCCGCAACUACCGGGGAUCCGCCAUGAGCGUCCUGCUGGAAACCUCUCUCGGCGACAUCGUCAUUGAUUUGCUGGUCGACGAGUCGCCAAAGGCUUGCGAGAACUUCCUGAAGCUAUGCAAAGUCAAGUACUACAAUUUUUCGCCCGUCCACAGCGUCCAAAAGAAUUUUACCUUUCAAACCGGUGAUCCCUUGGGACCUGAUUCCCCCGAGAGCGAUGGCGGAUCCUCGAUCUGGGGUUUGUUGCAAGGUUCCUCCCAGCGCACCUUCUCGCUCCCAAUCCCUCCUAAAUUGAAACACGAAGAGCGAGGCACUGUGAGCAUGGCGACUGUUCCUUCUCCCGACGAUCCGGAUCUACGCAUUGCCGGCAGCCAGUUUCUCAUAACUCUCGGUGAGGGUCUCGACUACUUAGAUGGCAAGGCAGUGAUCUUUGGCAAGGUCGUGGAAGGAUUCGACGUUCUAGAGAAGGUAAACGAAGCCUUCAUCGAUGAUCGCGGGCGGCCACUCAAGGAUAUCAGGAUUCGUCACACGGUGAUUCUCGAUGAUCCUUUCAAUGACCCCCCGGGACUGGUGGAGCCAGCGGAGAGCCCGGUGCCAUCCAAGGCGCAAUUGGCUACGGUGCGGAUCGCAGAUGACGAGGAUCUCGACGACAAUAUGGAUGAAGAGGCAUUGGAAAGGCUACGACGGGAGCGUGAGGCCAGAGCGCAGGCAUUGACCCUAGAGAUGGUAGGCGACCUUCCAUUUGCCGAGGUAAAGCCACCAGAGAAUGUAUUGUUCGUCUGCAAGCUGAACCCAGUCACCCAAGAUGAGGACCUCAACCUAAUCUUCAGUCGCUUCGGCCCAAUUCUCUCGUGUGAAGUGAUUCGGGACAAGCGAACAGGCGACAGCCUGCAAUAUGCAUUUAUCGAAUUCGAGAAUCAAAAGGACUGUGAACAGGCCUACUUCAAGAUGCAGGGUGUUCUAAUUGACGACCACCGCAUCCAUGUUGAUUUCUCGCAAAGUGUAUCAAAACUAUCGGAAAGUUGGCGUAACGCAACCAUUACCAAGCGCAGUGGUCAGCGGGGUGGGUUUGGCGGUGUAGCUGGACUUGAGAAGAAACGCCAGUACCGAGCUGCUGACAACAACAAUGCACGUCGCCGGGAGGACUAUUCGAUGGUCUUCGACAAGAAGGAGCCUGGACGCCCGUCUCCUCCUCGUCGAGACAGGUCAUACAGCCGAAGUCCUCAGCGGAACGAGCGCCGUGAUAGACGAGCUAGUCGAAGUCCCCGGCGAGACUCUUACCGUAGUCGCUACCGAAAUCGAUCGCACAGCCGGAGUCCAGUACGGAAAGACUCGUAUGGCGACCGGCGGUAUGAACGUCGUGACGAUGAUCGGUAUCGGGAUCGCCGACGCCGAUGACCAAGCGAUCAAGGAAAGACAAGACAAAGACCUUCAUGGCUAUGAAAUGAUGUAUACCAACCUAGCUUACUAUGCACAGUAAUUUUGUACACUACCGGCCUUUCUGCCUUCAAGCCUUUCUGGUAAGCAAGUCCUUUUGUGCAGUACCGAGCUUUCGCCCAUUCAGCCAGGCUCGGGAGCUGUCAUGGAGACGUGCAAGCUUGUUCAAAUCACAUAUGACCUUUCGUCUGGCUGGAUUGGUCAUCCUAGAGAACAUAGAUGCGGUUGUCGAUUUAGUGAACCUUG